UUUGGGUAGAUUUAUCAGGGAUGUAGUGAAAGUGAACUGCCGGUCCUCCAUCAUCGUUUCGCCAGAGUGAUGAGUUAUUCACCGGAUGUCACAGUGCACAAUGAUCACCAAAAGCGGAAGUAAUACGUAUCAGCGUGAUAAUCCCUAAUUGACACCCAUUCAUAUUUUUCGAUCUCAUAGGUCCCAUGAGCCCUACCGGAAGGGGCGUGACUUCGCCACUCUAUUAUGUCCAUGCUCUGGCAGCAUCAAUCGACGGAUGAGGAAGCCGGAUCCAAUACGUCAUAGGCCACGCCCACUGGAUACAAACGCAGCGCGGGAGUCAGAUGAGGUCAGGAACACAUGGCCGUCCCGUUGCUAGAACACGGCAGCGCCAAACAUUUCACUGACGACUGCUUCCUCAACUUGGGCCAAUACAGAGCUGGACUUGCUCAACGUCUGAAAAUCAAGUCUGGAUCAGUACCAACUCUCCUCGGCUCAGCUACAAACCUCGACAAAGCCAGCUCAUCAAGUGCUUCCAUUCAGCAGCUUCUCUCAAGGGAUGUCGCCUGCCAGACAUAACACCUGGAAACGCAUACUUGUAGGCACACAGCUAUCCUUAAAGUCUUUGCAGCCCCAUUUUAAAAGUGAAGAAGACCUCGAUGCCUUUGGAGACCGUAGCACGCAGCGUGGCGCCACCUCAGAGAGUCUGGGUGUGGAUGCCCCUGGCUCCUCCCACAUGUCCAGUCACAGCGGGGAGCUGAAGAUUCUGAGCGUCUACGGUAAAGGGGAGGGCCCUUUGGCGACGGACGGCCAUGACAACCUCUUCACCGCGUCAGAAGUGGAGCCCCUGAACUCGCUGUCUGCGGACCACAGCGCGGCCAAGAGCCUGGAGCGCGGCGAGCGGCUGGUCUGCCGCGAGGAGCUGAGUGUGCAGCAGACCCCAGACACCAUUUCAAUCAAGGUUGAAGAGGAUAUUGGUGGAGGCAUGCCUGCUGUAGAAGACUGUGAUGCCUUUGGAGACCGUAGCACGCAGCGCGGCGCCACCUCGGAGAGUCUGGGUGUGGACGCCCCUGGCUCCUCCCACAUGUCCAGUCACAGCAGGGAGCUGAGGAUCCUGAGCGUCUACGGUAAAGGGAGGGCCCACUGGCGGUGGACGGCCAUGACAACCUCUUCACCGCGUCAGAAGUGGAGCCCCUGAACUCGCUGUCUGCGGACCACAGCGCGGCCAAGAGCCUGGAGCGCGGCGAGUGGCUGGUCCGCCACGAGGAGCUGAGUGUGCAGUGUCAGCCUAUCAGAGCGCAGUGUGCUGGUCCCCGACACCAGGGACUUCUGGGAGAAAGUGUGUUGCCGGGUCGUACCAAGUGACCAAGGAGGAGGGGUGGACAUCUUUUCCCCAUUCUCUGCAUCUGAGGCGUCUUCAGACCCUUUUUCCGCUGUGUCUUUUGUAUUUGCACAAUUGGAACAACGACCAAAGUCAGUGCAACACAGUCCUGCAGGGAAACAGGAACAAGAACCAGCUUGCAGACGUUGCGCAGGGUGGGAUUGUGAAACACCAGCUGAGGGAAAUCACGAGUCAGCCUCUUCUUCAACGUAUCCUUUCUGCAACACAACGAAACAGUGACAAUUAAGAGUCACAUGAGUACCAUCGAAAGCAGAGAGCGGUGGAGGUGUUUCAAGACAUUACAGUCGGGCUGUGCAAUAUUUCGAAUUUUGAUCACGAUUUCGAUUCUUGGGUCAAACGACCACUAAAUUAAUAAAAUCGAUUUUGAAACGAUUCCUUUGGAAUUUUCCGUUUUCUGUGAGGUCUUGUGAAACAGACGCGCAUGCACAAUUCAGUCCCUCCCCCAGAGCGUUCAACACGGCCCCGCGAGCUGUGUGUGUGUGGUGACCUUAUUCAGAAAACAGCGAGCAGGAUGGCAGAGGGAGGACAGCCGCGUUUACUCGAUAAAAAGGAUGUUGGGGUACUCACCAACCGGUCGAAGCAACCGGGAUAAGCUGGAUCAGGGUAGUGGGCCAGAACAAACCCUGGUCACGCCAAACACCAGGUUGAAUAAAGGUAAGCUAAGAGGUAUCAAGAGCAGUUAGAGAAAGAAUUUAAUAGGGUUAAAACAAAAGGCAGAAAUGCCUCGACAGCGGGGCUCCGGCGGGAGACAAUCGCGGGCAACAAUCCCUUUCUCCUCCAUGUCGUGGUUCAGUCCACUUCAGAUUGAUAGAUUGAUGUGGACGUGGAAGAACCAGAGACGUCGGAGAACCCGACGCAGUCGUUAGAGAUGAAUUAUAUUGUCUGGAGGCGCAAACAGCUUUUGACCGUGAUAAUUUAUUUUAUAUGAUAUAGAUAUCUACGUCUAAUGUGAUAUUAUUGAGAUAUAGAGCUCCAGGACUCCCGCCGGAGCACCCAGAGUUUUCUAGAACAUUUACAGACCACGGCCAUUGGCACUUGGUUCUCUGAACAUCCUAACUGUACCAGCAGAGAUAUAUUGUUGUCUUUCUUCUUUGACUUAUUGUAGGCGUCUGCUAAACGCCCUAAAUGUAAAAUGUAAAUGUCGCAGCAAAGUUCAGAAGCGCAGGAAAGGGGCCUAUUCGGGAUAUUGAACCGUCGGCAUCGUGGCAUGUCGAUCUAAUGGGAAAUAUUUCGGACCACUGAGACGUCGGAACACUGAGGCGUCGGAAUUACGGCAUGGCACCUCAUCUGGUGGUCACUGAGGGUCACUGCAGUGGAACUAAUUACAGUAAUGCUCAACGUCUAACGGGAUCGGACUUCAACUAAAGUCCCAAUGUUGUAUUUCAACUUGCAUGUGGCUCAAAAUGUGCGGGAUAUAUCUGCAUUCAAUCACAAUCGCUAACAGACGCACCAGAAAUGCAGAUUCAAUCAGAUAAAGACCAGGUUACCUAGGACAGAGACCGGUUCGGACCGGUUUGGACCGGGUUUCUGCAUGUAAAGGUACAGAUGACAUCAUGCUUCAAAAGAGCUCAUAUACUAGUUCACCUCCUUCUCCACUUCUGCUGUUUUCUCUCUCUCUCUCUCUCUCUCUCUCUCUCUCUCUCUCUCUCUCUCUCUCUCUCUCUCUCUCUCUCUCUCUCUCUCUCUCUCUCUCUCUCUCUCUCUCUCUCUCUCUCUCUCUCGCUCUCUCUCCAUCUAUCUCU
Molecule: messenger RNA, 3123 nt
Organism: Gadus chalcogrammus (walleye pollock)
Lineage: Eukaryota; Metazoa; Chordata; Actinopteri; Gadiformes; Gadidae
Exons: 8
Coding region: 539-1177 (212 amino acids)
Source: RefSeq, a predicted model, not a curated record